CCUGGCAGAGGCGCGAGGCCCUCCUCCCGCCUCUCCGCCUACUCCAGCCUCCGCCGCCUCAGCUUCCCGAGCGAGCCCUGCGGCCGCCGGAGCAGCUCCCGCGGCGGAGCAGGAGCCGGAUGGUCAGAGGAGCCCGGCAGCCCCAGCAGCCGCGGAGUCGCCUGGCCCCCAGACUGACUGGCACAGUGGAGAAACCACCCCGAAAACGGAAAAGCAGGACUGAAUUUGCUCUUAAAGAAAUCAUGUCUUCUGGAGGUGCUGAAGAUGACAUCCCACAGGGAGAGAGGAAAACAGUUACAGAUUUUUGUUAUCUUCUGGAUAAAUCUAAGCAACUGUUCAAUGGGUUAAGAGAUUUGCCACAAUAUGGGCAGAAGCAGUGGCAGUCCUAUUUUGGAAGAACUUUUGAUGUUUACACCAAACUCUGGAAGUUCCAGCAGCAGCAUCGACAAGUCUUGGAUAAUCGGUAUGGCUUGAAGCGGUGGCAAAUAGGGGAAAUUGCUUCUAAGAUUGGGCAGCUAUACUACCAUUAUUACUUACGCACAUCUGAGACCAGCUACCUGAAUGAGGCUUUCUCCUUCUAUUCUGCAAUCAGGCAGCGAUCAUAUUAUUCUCAAGUCAAUAAAGAGGACAGACCUGAGUUAGUAGUUAAGAAGCUACGAUACUAUGCAAGAUUUAUAGUAGUUUGUCUUCUUCUCAACAAAAUGGAUGUUGUGAAGGACCUGGUGAAGGAAUUGUCAGAUGAAAUUGAAGAUUAUACUCACCGCUUUAAUACUGAAGAUCAAGUGGAAUGGAACCUGGUACUUCAAGAGGUAGCAGCUUUCAUUGAGGCGGACCCUGUUAUGGUACUAAAUGAUGAUAAUACCAUUGUUAUCACAUCUAAUCGCCUUGCUGAAACAGGAGCCCCGCUGCUGGAACAGGGCAUGAUUGUGGGACAGUUGUCUCUGGCUGAUGCACUCAUUAUUGGUAAUUGUAAUAACCAGGUUAAGUUCAGUGAACUAACUGUUGACAUGUUCCGGAUGUUACAAGCCCUGGAAAGGGAGCCGAUGAAUUUAGCGUCCCAGAUGAAUAAGCCAGGAAUGCAGGAAUCAGCUGAUAAGCCUACCAGACGAGAAAACCCCCACAAGUAUCUACUCUACAAACCAACGUUCAGCCAACUGUACACAUUCUUAGCAGCAUCUUUUAAGGAGCUGCCUGCCAAUAGUGUGCUUCUGAUUUACCUGUCAGCCACUGGCGUUUUCCCCACAGGUCGUUCUGACAGUGAAGGUCCUUAUGAUUUUGGAGGGGUACUUACUAAUAGUAACCGGGAUAUUAUAAAUGGAGAUGCCAUCCACAAACGAAAUCAAUCCCACAAGGAAAUGCACUGCCUUCACCCUGGAGAUCUCUAUCCCUUCACAAGGAAGCCCCUGUUCAUUAUUGUGGAUUCAUCCAACAGUGUUGCAUAUAAGAAUUUCACAAACUUAUUUGGACAGCCACUAGUCUGCUUGCUUUCUCCUACAGCAUAUCCAAAAGCUUUACAAGAUCAAUCUCAACGAGGUAGCCUCUUCACUCUCUUUUUGAACAAUCCUCUAAUGGCCUUCCUAUUUGUCUCUGGAUUGUCAAGCAUGCGUAGAGGCCUAUGGGAAAAGUGUCAAGAAUAUCUUCGAAAAAUCAACCGCGAUAUUGCCCAGCUAUUGACCCAUUCACGUUCAAUAGAUCAGGCAUUUCUCCAGUUUUUUGGAGAUGAAUUUCUUCGCUUGCUUCUCACGAGAUUUAUCUUUUGUUCAGCCACCAUGAGGAUGCACAAGAUUUUUCGGGAAACACGAAAUUAUCCAGAAUCAUAUCCACAGCUGCCAAGGGAUGAAACAGUGGAGAACCCUCAUCUCCAGAAGCACAUUUUGGAAUUAGCAUCCAUUCUGGAUGUGCGAAACGUGUUCCUUGAGAAUACCAUAGAUGACUAUUAAAACAAAAAUCCUCUUGUUGAAACAAGUUUUCAUUUGCCACAGAUUUUAAAUGGUGCAGUUUUCUAAUGUGAUGAGAGACACAUAGUGGUGUUACUUAGUUUUUAUUUUUCAAUUUAGGACCACCAUUUUAAAAACAAAUGGAAAAAAAUGUUCAAACUUUUAGGGUAACUGUUUUAAAAUACAAUAUUUCAGGUCUUUUAAAAACUCGAUUAAUCUUGGAAUUUUUAUUUUUGGGUUUUGAGGUAUGAAUACUUACCUCCAACAUCUAAUCCUACGUUCAAAUAGUCACUAUUCUGACCCUGAGAAGAGUAAAUCAUUUAUUUUUGUAUAAUGAGGAAAAUCCAGCUCUUAUACUUGGACAUUAAAAGUGUGGAUUUGAAAAAUAUGUAAUUGUUCACAAAGAUGAAACUAGCCAGCAUGGACUACUAAAAAUCAAGAACAGAGCCCUUCCAUAAUAUUUCUUUUCAUUCCAUUUAGUAGGUAGAAAAAUGUGUUUCUUUGAAGCAUAAUCAAGAUAGUUCUUGAAAUCAUUUAAUUCAUUUAAAUACUGUCAAAAUUUCAGAAACUGUAGGAUUGAUUUGCAUCUGAGAAGCUGAAUCUUUAAUUGGGGUCUUCAUAUGUAUUAUUUGGAAUGUGUGAGUCUUGUAUUGUCAUGAGAUAUGUUUGCAUAUUUUGAUUUCUUUGUAGUCUUUGAAUGCUGGAAAUGAAAAAGAACAACUUUUAAAUAUUUCAUUCAAAAAAUCAGAUUGUUGGUUUCAUAAUACAGUGUUUCCAUAGGAAUCCUAUUUAAGCCCUUAUUAUUUAAGGAGAUCAAGUUCAGACACUGUCUAGAUGGAAGUCUGUGGCAUACAGUACAGAGUUGAUACAUAAUCUUUUGUCUAGUUCAGAUUUAUGAGACUUCAAAGUCAGAAAUGUUAUUAAUUUUAGUUGAGGGUAACUGAAUUGUUAUUUAACCUAAAAUGGAAGUUGCUUUUGCAUUGACAAUUUGGAAAUAGGAUUUUUUAAAAUUCCUUAUCUUUAAUAUUUUAUAUUCAUGCACAAGUUUUUUUAAUUAUUUCAAAUAGGGCCCAGUGUAUAAUAUAAAGAUUUUUGUAUUUUUAUUCCCUACCAUCCCCUUCAUAAUUUCACAGGCACUAGCUGUGACUUUUUUCCCCUUUUUUUUGACUCCACAGGAUUCAAGCUUAUAAAUCCAUGAAUCAAAAUGUCCUUCUGCCUGAUUUUCUGUACAGGCUCACAUUCUGCCUCUGGUAGCCCCAGGGGAAAUGAGAUGAUGGCUUUUGGUACCUCUUUCGUGUGUCCCUAGGGAAAUUUUACUGUAACAUUUUUAACUUGGUUUUUGUUUCUGACACUGAGAAUUAUUUGGGUCUAAGUUAUUCAUAAACUUGUUCCAAUUUGCUGAUUUUUCAUCUGAACUCUUGAAGUUACUCAUCUUGGGCUUGGGGGAUGUUGUAGGGUUUUGUUAAUUUUUAAAAAUUAUUUUUUGUUUGUUCUUUUAAACACUAUUUCAGAAAGCUUUGGAAAAGUUACCCCAGAGAGAGAGUUCCUUUGCUAGCGGGUUGUCUUUAUCAGAUAAAGACUGCUUUCUUUCUUUCUUUUUUCCCUCAGUACAUUAGUAAACUUCAUAGCUUUCCUUUCAUAGCAGUAUUCACCCGGACUAGAGCAGUAGACUGUCCUUAGUCUUCUGACCUCCUGUUUCAAUUCCCUUGAAGUUCUGUGCCAGUAAUGUUCCAAACAACACUUAUUCGUCUGUUCUCUGAUGCUUAAUACAAUAUUUAUCGUCCUGAGCUUUAUCCUCACCUGAUUAACAUAAAGAACACUGGUCUGAGGACUGGGAGACCUGAGUUCUAAUUCUGGCUUUCCUGAUAACUAGCUUUAUGCCCUUUGACAAGUGUCUUCAUGUCUCUGCUUUUUAGCACUCUCAUCUGCAAAAUGAAGGUGUUGGUCCAAGGUUCUAUCCAAUCCUAUGGUUCCAUAAUUUGAACUCUUCAUUCCAAAAGACACUGAUUUUCCCCACCCCUGCUACCUGGAAAGCUAGUUUCCCUUAUUUUUGUAUACACAACAUUUUCUUUUCUAGAUCAUGUUUACCUUGUUUUUGUUCAAGAAAAUAUCUGGGUCCCACUUAGUUGUUGUGGAAACGGUUCAGAGAGACAAUCUCCUGAAGAAAUCAGAGCUUUUGUUACUAGAAACAUGUUUAUCUAAGAACAAGGGGUCUUAGAAAUCACAGCUGGGGCUUACAGAAUGACAUUGCUCCUUAAGCUAAUAGUAGUGUAAUUCCUUACUGGUGGUUAAAGAUCUGAAGUGAUCUUGAGAAGAAAACUGACCUAGAAAAUUCUAAAUUAUUAUUUUAUUCAUGCCUUCAAAAUAUGUGUAUUGAACAACGACUAUACUCUAGAUUUUGUUUAGGCAUCGGGGAAGCAGACAAAGUAGACUUAAAAAUCCUUGUCUUCAGGAAGCUUACAUUCUAGUAGGAGGAGUCAGGCAAUAAACAUAAUAAAUGUGUAAAUUUAUGUCAGAAGGUUAAGUAGUAUGAAGAAAAUUUAGAACAUGGUAAGGGAAAUUUUUCAUUUGUUUUUAGGCAGAGAAUAAUGUUUAAAUGAGUGGUCAGGGUAGGCCUUAUUGAGAAGGUUACAUUGGUGCAAACACUUCAUAUUUCUUUGUCUUUUUUUUUUUAAUUUUCAUUAUGAAAGUUUUAAACAUACACAGAAUUUAAUAACCCUCUUGGGCCCAUUACCCAGCUUCUACAUUUUAAGACCUUACUUUAAUCAAGGAAGGGGAAAUGAAAACGGACAAUCACUCACUGGGAUCAAGAUGGCAAUGGCAAAGAAUCUCAUUUCUCAAUAAUACUGCUCCCCUUUAUGAAUAUAAAAAUGUUAAACCCUUCAUUUAUUUAUCUUUAGAAUUCACAAAGAUUUAAAUUUGGGGACUAAGAACAAAGCAAGCAAUAGGAAAGAGCACUUCUUUAUUUUCAAAUUGCACAAACUCCCCCUGGAGAUUCUGAUACAGUCUCUCACCUCGUUUAAGAAUCACUGUAAACAAAAUAGUAUAACAGUGCAAGAAGUCAGUUAUGUACUAAACAAAAUUAAGCACAAUGGGAUUAUUUUCUCUUUCUUUAUCCUUGUAGUUCUGAAGUUGGUAAUGCAACUGUCUUCCCAAUUUUACAGAAGAGAAAGCUAAGACCUCCCCCCCACCCCGAAAAAACUUCAGUUUAUUCAUAAAAGUACAGCUGGAACUAAAACUCAGAUCUCCUAAUCUCCGCCCAGUCUUUCCAGGAGCUCAGGUUGCUUUCUAUAAUGAACAAGAAAGAAAUAAUUAGAGAUUUAUAUUUUGGCACAAAGGUUAUGGUAUUUUUUUAACAUAUCAAAUAUUAAAACCAGUAAAUCAAUCAGCCGUAGCAAAUUUUUAUUUAUUAAUUACAAAAAAUCCACAAGUCAGACAUUUUAAUCUUUGAUUUUAGCCAGGAUAUAUUCUUUGUGUGUGUGUGUGUGUGUGUGUGUGUGUGUGUUUUCUUCCUAGGAAGUGGUGCUCUCAAAACCUCUCAAAGCACAUAGAAUUUAUUGUACCCUUUUUGUUUUUACCAAGUUGAAAUGUUUUGAGAUUAUAAAAGCAAAGUGCAAUCUAGAGUCAUGACUGAAAUUUUCCUGGUAAAGAUCUGGGUUUUAUCUUUUCCAUACUUACGGCUACUCUGUUUUCUUCUUGCAGUAGAAUUCCCUGAAACAGAUUAAGUGGUGAUUGAACUGAAUUUCAUUGAGAUAAAGGGAAAAGCAACAAAUCUGAUUUAUAUAUCAAUCAUAGAGCUUUCUUUAGCAUUCUUCUCCAAAUUUAAUCUCUGACCUGUGUUUUAAUUAAUUGUGUUUAAUUUAAUUUCUGUCUCUUUGAAGGGUUUUGGACUCAGUUGAAAAAUCUUCUACUUAGUUAUCCACAGAGAUUUGUAGUCAGCCACUGAGACUUGUAAUCAGCCUUAUGUGCAGAGGACAUUCUGGACAGGAAAUAUAGUUGGGUAUGAAGGUCUGCAAACUUGGCUACUGCCUGUGAUUCAGAACCACCUCCCCACCCUAAGUGAGUAAAAAGAUUUGAUACGAAUAUGAAUGGUAUGAAUCUCCUGGUGAUAUUUUGGGUGUAUAUGUUCCUGUAUGUUUGGAGAGUAUUAAGGGUAUUUACAUUGAGGGCUCUUUUGUUGUCCUUAUUUAUUUGAAAUUUUUUAUUUGCAAUGGCAUGUAUAUAUUUUUGUGAUGCUAAAUGCAAUCUCUGUGUAUACUUUUUGUAUAUAUGUACAUAUUUGUAAAUAUAUUGGUAUGCAAUGAUACAGUAUGUGUAUAUUAUAUACCCAUACCCAUUGUGGGCUGAAUUUAUUUAAGUUCUGUGAGGACAUCAUAGUGGCAUUGUUCAUGCUGCUGUAAUUAGGUUGUGGCUGUAUCUCAUUCAUGAGCCUCUGUUUUGAGGGGCUUGUGUUUGGGUAAAGUGGGCUAAUUUGGAAUUGAAAUUAGGAUACGAAGAUCUUAACAGAAAGCUGGAUAUUCUUAGCUUUAAAAUCAUCUGCCAAUUUCCAUUUUAAACUGAUGGUAAAUUAGUGAUAUAAACCUGAAAAACUGAAGUAUGUGAAACUGAGACACCAGCAGGUUUUUAAGCUAUAUUAGUCCUUUAUUUUCUUGACCAUAAUUGAGUAUUAUUACCGACUAGUAAAGUAUGUAUUUACAUUGAGAAUCAAGGGGCAGUGGAAAAAAUUACUUUGGUCACAUUUCAAAAUAGGAAAAUGUCCUUUAAAUAGGGAAAUGUGUUCCUAGUUGCGAUUUCAAUAUCAGAUACCAGAUUUUAAUUUUGGAAUAAUUUUUUUCGCCAGUGUGUCUCAUUUUAUAUCUGUCUCUGUGAGGCAGAAAAAGGGGCAUUAGCUAGGGAAAGGCUUUACCUAGGUAGGAUGGAAUUUAAUGAGGAACAGGAGGUUGAUAAUCUGUAUAUUUGCAGCAGCUAUGAUUAUUUAGUCCUGUUUUGGCAUUUCUAACUAUAGAUUUUUCUUAUUGGAGUUGCUUAUCAGAUGAGUAUGCUCAUCUGAGAAAAUGCUUCCAAUGAAUAAAAUGCCUCCGGUUGUAUUUCUUUGUCUCUAUGAGACCACUGUGUUCUGCAAAUUGAUAUAUUCACACAUGAAGUAGGAUUUUUAAUAUUGGGUGCAUGGUGUGCUGUAAAAUUGGGGCCUUCAAACUUCUACCAAGGAUGACAGGUAGGGGGGGAUAAGAGGACAGUAAAUAUGUGCAGUGCCAAUUUGUGAACCUACGGAAUAUCACAGAGAUCAAUGUUUGGUUAUUCCUGCCCUCACUGGGCAUGUUUAUUUGCAUGGAAGAGUGUAGAAGAUGUUUAAUAUACACUUGAUACACUUGAGUACAUUUACCACAGAAAUUAAGUAGAGGUUUUUUUGCAUGAUAAAAAUAUAACUGCAAAGCAACUGUUUACCCCAUUAUUUUUCAGAAGAUUAAAUCUAUCUGAUCCAAUAUUACAUUAUCUUAAAGAGAGAAGUCAGAAGUCAAUUUUACUGUCCUCCAAAAUGUUACAUUUGCCUAUUUAUUGUAUUUUUAAUGUAACAGCCAAUUAUUCAUAACACUUCUCAAUUACAGUGUUAAAUUUAAGUAGUUAUAAUAGCCUUUUUCUUAAAUAAAUAUUAAAAUUUGGUAAUGUACUAUUUCUGAAAAAAAUCAGUGAAAGCAUCCAUAAUGUCUGCUGUUGUGUUGUUUUAGUAACCAAAUCAUUCAUUGCAGCUGGUGAGUAGCAGAGCAGAUGUUGUGCUAUUUAAAAGCCAUGGAACUGAUUCACACUUAGUAUAGUCAUUGAUUUGAGGAGAGCAGCAGCAAUAAAAAGUUAGUAGAUGAGAUUGACAUUGUGACUAUGACCUCUGGCUCUUUAACAGUUGUAAAACUUGUUACUUUGCAGUAAAAUAAGAAUUGGUUAGAAAACCAUCCCUUUCCCCCUAUUCUCCUGUCAUCUUAAAUGACACUUUAUACCUGUUCGUGCUGUACCUCCAGUCCUUUCCUGGAUACUGUGACCACUUUACUGAAGAAAAAAAAUUUUAAGGCAAUUCAUUUUCCUUAAACUAGAAUUUCAAAACAUAAUAUUAUACUAUAUCCCAGCAUCACUGAAUUUUUGAACACAGAGACUUAUUGAGCAUACCCUGUGUUUAAAGAAAAAGAAUUGAUGUGUGAAUGGAAUCAAUCACCUAUUGAAGGGAGGGGUAUCAGAAUGAUGUAGGGGGACAUACCCUUAAUUGGGUAAAGAUAAAUGUAUUAAAUUAAGUAUACCUAGUUUGCUGGUGCCAUAAAAAUAUUUCCUUUGGAAUUCUGUAGAUAUGAAAUAUUUUCUUAAGCUAAAAAUUGGUAUUUUUUCAUUUACUAGUUUGGUGUAAUACUGACUUUUGAGAAUUCCAUUUCUGCAUAACAUUGUUACUUAAUCACUGAUUAAAGCACCAUUUCUUAAUUUUAAAAUGCUUUUGUUAAUUUCUUUUGUGUUUUUAAGUUAUUUUUUAAAUUAAUUAUCAACUAUUCUGAGCAGUAUGAUUUUUUAAAACAUUUGAACAGGACUUUCAGAUUUUUUUUUUAAAGCAGUUGGAGGUAUAUUAAUUCUGCACUCUAGAUUCAUUUAACCAUAAAGCCUGAAUUUGGUCAUAGAAAAAAACUAUACAUUGGGAAUAUUUUCCUAUUUUUGGUGGAUGAUUCCAGUCUGUAUCCCAAGACAAUCAUCUUUUUAGGUGUAGUAUUGUCUGUUGAGACAUUGGUAAUUUCAGGUUCAGAAUUUUUUUUUGGUUUUCUGAUAGGCUUUAUGGAAUGAAAGUUAAUACACUGAGUGUUUAUAUCACUUUUCAGAAUGAGAUAGGGAAUUAUAGCUAGCCUUCCUAUAGGUCUGCAGUAAACAAUACUUAAAGUUUUAUAUUAUAUCACUAAUAUUCUUUUAUCUUUUGAAACUGUUGUGAAUCUCCACUUGUCCAUGAUUGAAAAUUAAGACUUGUAAACAUUACAGAUUGACCCAUAGGUUUUCUCAAAACAACGAAUCAGUAAGAUCGACCAUUGUAAAAUGUGAAAUGAUCAUUUAUGAUCAUUGCAAAGUAAAGAUUUCCAAACUAUAUAGGAAUAACCAACCAUUCUAUUUAAAAAAAAUCUUAUUCCUACCCUCCUUUACAUGUUACUGACUUUUUUCCAGCUUACGUGUUGUAGUGCACUAAAAGUCUGCAGGAAAAAUGUUUUAGGGCAAUAAGAAUUUUUAUUACUAUUUCUUGCAGAAUGAGUUUUUUUAAACUUGUUUAUUUUUUAUUAAAAAUUACUUAAUGGAUUGGUAAAAUAUUUUAGGACUUUGUGUUUGUGCUUUUUGUAGUUCUUUGGUUACAUUCCUCUUGUCACAUGGAUCAUAUGGCUAGUUCUCCAGCUGUUUUUUGUUUGUUGUUUUUUCAUAAACCUUACCAUUCAACAAUCAGAAAGACAUUUUUUGGAGGCUUCAUCUAGUCGAGGUAGAAAGGUCUUAGGUAUUAGAAAAGGCAGGCACAAUGUCCUAACAUUUUCAUAGUAGAGCUUACAAGUGAAGGAAUUUAUCCAAAUAGGUUAUCUUCAUUUUGUAGCACCAGUAGAAAUAGUGGUUUCAUUAAUCAUUGAAUCUGAUGAAGCAGUUUUAAAUUAUUUCUUACUUUGCUCUAAAGAAUUUUGUCAUUUCAGGCCACAUUAUUAUUUUCCCUGAGAAGUUACCAUUGUAAGAUUGAAUACCUUUUUCUUUAUUCAAAUCAUCACUAAAGGUUAAGAUAAUCAAAUAGGAGUUUAAAUAAGUUAUAUUUGAUCUUUUUUCCCUGAAAAUAAUGGUGAAUCUAUUUGUCUAUAUUAUGAAUAUUAGGCAGAAAUGCACUUGUUUCAAUCAUAGCAUAAAUUAAAUUUGGAGAAUAUAAUUACUUGAUUUUCUAGUGGUGUGAAAUACUUUUUAAAAAUUGUGCUUGUCUGUAACUGAACUGUUAUAGAAUUGUAACACUAUAGGGAUUAUAGAGUUAUAUUUAUUAGCUCUCUUCGAGAGAUUGAAGCACAAUAACUUUCAUGUAACAGUUCUUAUCCAAGUGCUGCUAAUCUGUUGUGCAAAUAAUUAAGCUAUUUGGUUGCCUAUCUAGCUAUUCACAAAUCACUGUAAUCCUUGAGACGUAAUCUUAUUGUUCAUUUGUAUUAAAUUUUGGGUAUUGUGGGUUAAUACUUUAGAACAAAAUCCAUCAACUCAGCUCUGAGACAAACCAUUUGGAUUCAUUAGUUUUAUGUGUUCUUAGUAGAAUAAAUUUUGAAGGGGCUAUUUAAUACCAAUGACUAAGGGGGAAAUUAUAUUGUCAAUAUCACUUGAACAAUUGUGGUAUUGUAAAAGUCUUAUCUGUUGUGUUCCUAAAUUGCUUAAGCCAUACAUAUUCUUAAGGAUGUUUUCCUAUUGUGUUCCUUUUUCUGCUUUGUCUGUUAUGGUUAAUACUUAAUAGAUUUUAGAAAUUGAGAAGUUAUUGAAAUACUUUAUUUUCUUGAUCAUCACUUUUGACUCUUGUGUGGCGUGUGAUUUGUCAUAAAGGAUAGUAAGCCUUUCACUACUUCACUAAAUGAACUUCAGCGUAAACACUGUGAUUCUGCAGAGCAGAUUCAGUAGGCCCUUGUCUUUCCAAUGUUCUCUUCUGUUUUAUGGCACCUACCACCUUGAGGACGCUUAAAUACUAGAGGAUGGAAAGUUAAACGUUGUUUUGAUGUUUAUUGAAUAACAAGAUUACAGAAUAUUUGAUUUUUGUUGUCAGCGUAUUGAAGACAUUUUUGCAUUAAUGUUCUCUAGGAAUGUGACUACAUUCAUCAGGUGUGAACUCUUGUAAAUGAAUUUUGUAUCUUGAAUUCACGUAUAUACUAAGUGUAUCAUCAAUAUAAAAAUAAACAUUAUUUGCUUACAGUU
Molecule: messenger RNA, 10859 nt
Organism: Camelus dromedarius (Arabian camel)
Lineage: Eukaryota; Metazoa; Chordata; Mammalia; Artiodactyla; Camelidae
Gene: SCAI
Product: suppressor of cancer cell invasion
Exons: 18
Coding region: 120-1940 (606 amino acids)
Biological process (GO): DNA-templated transcription
Cellular component (GO): nucleus
Molecular function (GO): transcription corepressor activity
Source: RefSeq, a predicted model, not a curated record